Asparagus officinalis (garden asparagus) is the source of this 1305-nucleotide messenger RNA. RefSeq lists its product as uncharacterized. The coding region runs from base 167 to 1156 and encodes 329 amino acids. The transcript has 8 exons. NCBI's taxonomy places the organism in Eukaryota, Viridiplantae, Streptophyta, Magnoliopsida, Asparagales, Asparagaceae. The record is from RefSeq and is a predicted model, not a curated record.
GCCGCCGUCGGAAGGGUUCGCGCGGAGACCUCUGCCGGUCGCUAGGACGCUCGCUUCCGUCGUCGACUGCCUCAUCUCUCAUCCAAAUGCUUCUUGUGCAUUGAGUUUCUUGUAAGAUUGCUCCUAAAUCCUGCAUGUGGUGAAAUGGUAGGUGUUGAAUGCAGCAAUGCUAUACUGGCCAACAACUAACAUGCUUUAUGUGGAGGGAUAUGCGCUUGAUAGAUUUGCAGAAGGAUCUUGGGCUUUGGAGCCUGUCCAUCAAAAUAGGGUAGGUUUGGUCCUUGAUGCUGGAAUGGAGGAAGAACUUCGUAUUCGCCAUUUACAGGUUGCUGAUGCCACAAGGGCUUCCUUAGGUCUGCCUGUGGUGGAGUACAUUGUCACUGAUACACCUCUAGAGGUUGAAAUAUGGAUCGAUCCCACAUGUGGAAAAUCAACAGGAAGGAUUAAACAUCCUGGUUCAUUAUUGAGGGCAGUGCAUGCUCUAGUUAACAAGUCUAACAUAAAUGCAGUAGCAGUUGUGGGCCGCUUCCCAGAUGAUGAUAUAGAUGAAAUUGAGGAUUAUCGACAAGGAAAGGGGGUGGAUCUAUUGGCUGGAGUUGAAGCAGUUAUAAGCCAUCUUGUGGUGAAGGAGUUCCAGAUUCCAUGUGCUCAUUCACCUGCAUUAUCACCUCUUCCUUUGACCUCAUCACUAUCCCCAAGAUCUGCUGCCGAAGAGCUUGGCUACACCUUUCUCCCUUGUGUGCUUGCUGGAUUAAGUCGUGCACCACAGUACGUGGUCGAGAAACCUGGCAGCUUAGAAGCUGGUUAUGUAUUAGCUAGUGAUGUUGACAGUGUACUUCUUCCUAUUGAUGCUUGUGGAGGGGAUGGUGCUCUUGCUUUUGCAAGAAGGGGGCUAAAAAAUAAGCCUUUAAUAAUAGCCGUUGAAGAGAAUGGAACUGUCUUGGAUGAUACCCCUGAAAAACUUGGGAUCGAAGCAGUAAAAGUAUCCAAUUACUGGGAGGCUGUUGGGGUGAUAGCUGCUCAUAAAGCUGGUGUAGAUCCAUGGGCACUCAGAAGAGAAGGAAUCAAUAACAUUAGAGGCAGUAUAAUGUCAUCCCCAAUUAGUCGUAGAACUUCUGAACCUACAAAAUUACAUGAUGCAAUCUAUUCUUUAUAAUUUGAUUUUAGUGUAUAUUUCAAAUUUACAUAUCCAUCGAUUACUUUUGAAAGGCGUGUAUAUUUUAAAUCUGCAAAGAGGAUAGUUAAUGUAGAACAUUUACGUUUAUUUCUAUUUAAUACAGUGAUGCUCUAUAGAAACUAGUCACA